Messenger RNA from Limulus polyphemus (Atlantic horseshoe crab), 11625 nucleotides. RefSeq names its product dynein heavy chain 7, axonemal-like. Gene Ontology annotation, cellular component: dynein complex. The record is from RefSeq and is a predicted model, not a curated record. The transcript has 67 exons. The coding region runs from base 60 to 10973 and encodes 3637 amino acids. Gene Ontology annotation, biological process: microtubule-based movement. Gene Ontology annotation, molecular function: ATP hydrolysis activity; dynein light intermediate chain binding; dynein intermediate chain binding. Lineage: Eukaryota; Metazoa; Arthropoda; Merostomata; Xiphosura; Limulidae.
CUCUCAGUGCCAUCAUUCAAGUGUAUAAAACUUCUGACUGUAAAACUUAUGUCAGCAGUAUGUGCCAAGCACCUGUGGUGAAAGUUGCUGUGGUUGUAGCUAAUGGGAAUUUUACAUUGUUUCCUUCACCAGAAACAUUGCAAUCUAGUAUCUGUUCCAUAGUUGAUGAGAUUAAUAAAAGCAUGAAAGAUAUUCCAACCAUGGCAAACUGGUUAGCUGAAGGAAGCAGUCACUCCACUCAUGAAACACUUUAUGUUGGCUUACCAAAAGAUAUUAUGGAAAAUGGUCAAAGCAAGCUAAAGAAGAUUUUGUUUCCACAUUUUCAAGACCUUUAUGAUCUAGUACAUUAUUAUGGUUCCAAGUAUGAAUUUCUUGUGAAUGGGGAUGCUAAAAAGCAAGUUAACAAAUUUAUAAGAGAAGACCAUAACUUUCAGGAAAUAUAUGAGUUUGUGGAGUACUUCCAGCAGGUAAAACAGGAAAUCCAGGAUCUUCGUGAAAAGGAGAACUUGUUAAUUUUUUUUGUAGACUUGGGUGUUUUGAAGGAAAGUCUAAGACUGGCAGCUGAACAGUGGGCAGAAACAUUGACAGAGGUGCUAUAUAAGCUUCACAGAGAAGAAAAUUUAAGAAUUCAGGCAGAAUAUGAAAAAAUUGAAGAAAGAGUGAAGAGGAAGCCUCAAACUACUCAAGAAAUGUUAGAGUUAAAUGAAUACGUGGACAAAAUGAAAGAAACUGUUGUACCAGAAUUGCAGGAGAAAGUGGAGGCUUCAGGAAAGAGGCUAUUGUAUCUAUUAGAUAUCUAUAUGUUUUUGUCAAGUGAUCUUGACUUAAAUUCAGAUGUUCUUUCUUGGCCAGCUAAAGUGGAACCAUUGUUCAAUUCAAUUUUACGAGUUCUAGACACUUCCAAGGUGUCUUUUGAAGAACAUCUAAUAUCUGUCACAGAAAAGGUCACAGAAGAUUUGAAACGGCUAACUCAACGAGUAAAAGAAUUUGAGGACUAUGGUGAUUUGGAUCUCAUGCCUCAGUACACACAGGAAAUCCGGCAAUUCCAAAGAAGGCUCAAAGAUGUCUAUCAAACUAUUGAAUGGAUAAAUCAAGAGGAAGUACUAUUCAAGUUUCCACUUACCUCAUACCCAGAUUUUGACACCAUAAAUGAUGCACUCGAUCCAUAUUCCAGUUUGUUUUCUCUUGUAUUGAAAUGGCAGAAAUCUGAGAAAAAAUGGAUGGAAGGAUCUUUUCUGGAUCUAAAUGCAGAAGCCAUUGAAGCAGAUGUGGAGGCAUUCACCAGAGAAACCUUAAUUUUGCAAAAGAAAUUCAAAAGUCACCUAAAAACAUCUCAUAUAACUCAAACAGCACAUAAUGACAACAAGACAGAAGAAGCUGAGGUUGAGAAACUUCCAGCCCCUCUUAAAAUUUGCCAGUAUUUGUUGGAUAAUAUUGAAAAAUUUAAGAAAAAUAUUCCAGCCAUAUCAUUACUAUGUAACCCUGGAAUGAGACAACGUCACUGGGACCAAAUGUCAACUGUUUUAGGUCAGAACAUAACCCCAGAUUCUGGAACUACUCUUCAAAGGAUGUUGAAACUGAACCUCAAAGAUUAUAUGGAAAAAUUUGAGGUCAUCAGUACUGCUGCCUCAAAGGAAUAUUUCUUGGAGAAAGCUGUGAGUAGGAUGAUGGGUGAGUGGGACAGCAUUUAUUUCAACACUACUAUCUAUCGAGACACUGAUGUCCACAUUUUAGCAUCUGCUGAUGAAAUCCAAUCUGUUUUGGAUGAUCAUAUUGUUAAAACACAGACCAUUAGAGGAUCACCUUUUAUCAAACCAUUUGAAGAAGAAAUUAAAGAAUGGGAGAACAAGCUGAUAAGAACUCAAGAAACCAUUGAUGAAUGGUUGAAAGUACAGGCACAGUGGCUUUAUUUAGAGCCCAUAUUCUCAUCAGCAGACAUCAUGCAACAAAUGCCAGAAGAAGGUAGACUUUUCCAAACUGUGGAUCGAGGAUGGAAAGAAGUAAUGAAGGCAGUGGUCCAGGAUAAUAGUGUUUUACAAGCUACUGGUUCGGGUGAUUUACUUCAGAGACUGCAGGAAACCAUUGGCCUCUUGGAUAGGAUCAACAAAGGACUAAACACAUACUUAGAAAAAAAACGUCUCUUUUUUCCAAGGUUUUUCUUUCUUUCUAAUGAUGAAAUGUUGGAAAUUUUGUCUGAGACCAAAGACCCCCUUCGUGUCCAGCCUCAUUUGAAGAAAUGUUUUGAGGGAAUAGCACGGUUAGAAUUUGACAGCCAUUUAGACAUCCAAGCUAUGUUCAGUAGUGAAAAUGAACGAGUCCAGUUUAGUAUACCAAUAUCAACAGCUGAGGCUAAAGGUCAGGUGGAAAAGUGGUUGUUUCAGGUUGAAGAAGCUAUGACCAUGUCUGUCAGGGAUGUUAUUCAAGAGUCCAGAGAGGUUUUCACAACAGUCCCUAGAAAGCAGUGGGUGACAGAGUGGCCUGGGCAAGUGGUACUCUGUGUUUCUCAGAUAUUUUGGACACUUGAGGUUCACAAGGCUAUCAAGGGUGGAAUCAAAGCUCUCCAGUUGUACUACAGCCUUCUUCAAAUGCAGCUAUCAGAUAUAGUAACCCUUGUUCGGGGAAAGCUUUCCAAACAAAUUCGUACCACACUUGGAGCUCUUGUAGUAAUUGACGUUCAUGCACGUGAUGUCAUCAUGGAAUUGGUUGAAAAAGGAGUACAGUCUGAAUUGGACUUCCAGUGGCAGGCUCAGUUACGUUACUACUGGCAGGAAGAAAAUGUCAAAGUUCAUAUCACAAAUGCUACCGUUAGUUAUGCUUAUGAAUAUCUGGGAAACACUGGACGACUUGUUAUCACACCAUUGACGGAUCGCUGCUACCGUACCCUGGUGGGAGCAUAUCAUCUUCACCUUAAUGGUGCUCCUGAAGGUCCUGCAGGAACAGGAAAGACUGAAACAACUAAGGACUUGGCAAAAGCUUUGGCUGUUUUGUGCGUUGUAUUUAACUGCUCUGAUGGCUUAGACUACUUAGCAAUGGGAAAAUUUUUCAAAGGACUUGCUUCAUCUGGAGCAUGGGCUUGUUUUGAUGAGUUCAAUCGAAUUGAGCUAGAAGUACUUUCAGUAGUUGCCCAACAGAUCUUGUGUAUAAUUCGUGCAGUCCAAGCAGGAGUGAACAAAUUCAACUUUGAAGGAACAGAAUUAAGCUUAAACCCCAGCUGCUAUGUUUGCAUCACAAUGAAUCCAGGCUAUGCUGGUCGUUCAGAGCUGCCUGAUAACUUAAAAGUUUUAUUUCGUACAGUUGCAAUGAUGGUUCCAGACUAUGUUCUCAUUGGAGAAAUAAUGCUUUAUUCAUUUGGCUUUAUUGAUGCUCGUAAUCUUGCUGUGAAGAUAGUAACUACAUAUCGAUUGUGCUCAGAGCAGUUGUCCUCACAGUCACACUAUGACUAUGGCAUGAGAGCUGUAAAGGCAGUUUUGGCAGCAGCGGGUAACUUGAAACUGAAGUAUCCUCAUGAGAAAGAAGACAUCUUGAUUCUUCAGUCCAUUCUUGAGGUCAAUGUUCCAAAAUUCCUCUCCCAUGAUAUCCCUCUGUUUGAAGGAAUUAUCUCAGAUCUGUUUCCUGGAGUAAAAUUACCAAAGCCUGACUAUGAUACUUUCUUAAAUGCUGCUAAAGAAAUUUGCCAUCAGUAUCAACUACAACCUGUUGACAGUUUCCUCCAAAAACUUAUACAGACAUAUGAAAUGAUGAUAGUGAGACAUGGCUUUAUGUUGGUUGGAGAACCCUAUGGUGGAAAAACUAAGGUUAUAGAGGUACUGGCUGGAACACUAGGAUACUUGAAAGAACAAGGAAAAGAUGAAGAACGAGUUAUUUACUGCACCAUCAAUCCAAAGUCUGUAACCAUGGGUCAGUUGUUUGGACAAUUUGAUCCUAUUUCACAUGAGUGGACAGAUGGAGUGGUGGCUCUAACUUUUCGACAUUUUGCAUCAUCAGAAAGUUUGGAUCGCAAGUGGGUGGUGUUUGAUGGACCAGUGGACACACUGUGGAUUGAAAGUAUGAACACUGUGUUAGAUGAUAAUAAAAAGCUUUGUUUAAUGAGUGGUGAAAUAAUACAGAUAUCUCCAUCCAUGAGCUUAAUUUUUGAAGUAAUGGAUCUUUCACAGGCAUCUCCUGCAACUGUAAGUCGUUGUGGAAUGAUCUACUUUGAACCAUUUUUGCUUGGCUGGAAGCCACUCAUGGAGACCUGGAUUUUCCAACAAUCUGAAAACUGGUCUGCAGGGCAAGAAGACCUUUUACGAGCCAUGUGUCUGUGGCUCAUCCCUUCAUGUCUUACCUUUCUCAAGGAAAACUGCAAGGAGCUUGUUGAAACCAGCAGUAGCUGUUUAGCACACUCUCUAAUGAGAAUGGUUUCCAUAAUGAUGAGUGAGGCUUGUCCAAAAAACACUUCAUCCACUGAAUUGCGAUAUAUACGCAGCUGGUUGGUGGGAGUAUUCAUCUUCUCGACUAUCUGGUCUAUUGGAGGAACCUGUGAUGCGACUGGUCGUGAAAAAUUUAGUCUAUUUUUAAGAGAGCUAUUAUCAGGAGUGGUUAAAAAUUGGCCAAUUCCUCAUGUAGUUGGCAAAAUUGAUUGCCCUUUACCUGGUGAUGGUCAAGUCUAUGACUACGUUUUUGAGAUAAAGGGAAAAGGACAGUGGCAUCAGUGGAGUGAUUCUGUGAAAUCCCUUGAUUCUGACAAAGUAAAGAUAAAGGAGGUUAUUGUCCCCACAGUGGACACUGUUCGAUAUUCCUACCUUAUGGAUCUCUGUAUUUUACACAACAGACCAUUGCUGCUGGUAGGACCUACAGGAACUGGCAAAAGUGUUUACGUACAGGACAAACUGCUGAAUGGUCUACCACAGAAUAAAUUUGUACCUUCUUUUCUGACUUUUUCUGCCCAGACUACUGCAGGACAAGCUCAGGAUAUUAUCAUGUCAAAAUUGGAAAAGCGAAAGAAAGGUGUAUAUGGACCUUCUUUAGGAAAACGUUUUGUAAUUUUUGUGGAUGAUCUGAAUAUGCCAGCAAUGGAAUUGUAUGGGGCUCAACCUCCAAUUGAACUUCUACGACAGUAUUUUGAUCACAACUAUUGGUAUGACAAGAAAGACAUGGCUAAAGUUUGUUUGACAGAUUUACAGUUUAUUGCUGCCAUGGGUCCAUCAGGAGGAGCUAGGAAUAAUGUCACUCCUCGCCUUCUGCGCCACUUCAACAUAAUUUCUAUCAAUUCAUUCAGUGAAGACACAAUGAAACGUAUCUUUUCUACUGUCAUGAACAUCCAUUUUAGGAACAGUAACUUUCCACUGGAUAUCUUCCCAUUGGUUGGAAAUAUUGUUUGUGCCACAGCUGAAGUCUACCAUGCUGCUCUUGCUAACUUGCUUCCUACACCAGCAAAGUCUCACUAUACGUUUAACUUACGAGACUUUGCUCGGGUCAUUCAAGGAUGUUGUCUCAUUACUCCACAUGGUCUGAGGAACUCCAAUACAUUGAUUCGAUUAUGGGUGCAUGAAGUAUUUCGUGUGUUUUAUGAUAGGCUGACAGAUGAUGAAGAUAGACAUUGGCUAUUUAGUUUACUACAAAACUGUGUACGAUCUCACUUCAAAGAAACAUUUGAUACUCUGUUUCCUCAUCUCCUUCAUGCAGGCAAGGUUACAGAAGAUGCAAUGGGGAGCUUGAUGUUUGGUAGCUACAUGAAUCCAGAUGCUACUGUGGAAGAGAGAGUUUAUGAAGAAGUUUCCGAUCUUGAAUCUUUUGAAAAAGCUGUACGAGUGUAUCUAUCAGAAUAUAACAGCAUUCAUAAAUCACAGAUGAGUCUGGUUAUAUUCAGAUAUGUACUAGAACAUUUAUCCAGGAUUUGUCGCAUUCUUGGUACUCCUGGUGGAAAUGCUUUACUUGUAGGGGUUGGAGGGAGUGGGCGUCAAUCUCUCACUCGACUCGCUACAACUAUGAUGGGACACAGUCUCUUUCAACCUGAAAUUUCCAAACAUUAUGGAUGCUCAGAAUGGAAAGAAGACUUAAAGUUUGUUUUGAAAGGAGCUGGGGUCCAUGGUAAAACCACAGUAUUCCUAAUCACAGACUCCGUGAUUAAAGAAGAUGUCUUCUUGGAGGACAUAGAUAGUUUGUUGAACUCAGGAGAAGUUCCAAAUUUGUAUGCAAUUGAUGAAAGACAGGAGAUCAUAGAGUCGAUUCGAUCAGCUGCUCUAGCAUCAAAUGGGAAUGCUGAAUUCACACCACUGUCUCUUUUCUCAUUCUUUGUAAAACGUUGCCAAGAAAACCUUCAUAUCAUCAUUGCUUUUAGCCCUAUUGGUGGGGCUUUCAGGAGUCGACUACGUCAAUUUCCAUCAUUAGUCAACUGUUGCACCAUGGACUGGUUUCAGGCUUGGCCCGAGGAUGCCCUUCAGUGUGUUGCCAGCCACUUUCUUGAGAGUACAGAGAUGCCAUAUCAGGAGAGAGUAAAAUGUGUGUCUGUAUGUAAACACUUCCACACAAGUGCUGUUAAGCUUUCUCAGAGGUUUCUUGCCCAAACUGGACGCCACACCUAUAUUACUCCCACUUCUUAUCUGGAACUUAUUUCUUCAUUCAAGUUGCUCUUAGGUCAGAGACAGAGUGAGGUUUUAGCAGCCAGAAAACGUUAUAUGGUAGGCCUGGAAAAACUAGCAUUUGCUUCACAACAGGUGACACAAAUGCAACAGGAGUUAGAAGAACUUCAGCCACAACUCGUUGUUGCCGCUUGUGAGACAGAGAAGAUGAUCACAGUGAUUGAAACAGAAUCUAUUGAAGUGGAAAAAACUAAGUCCAUUGUAAAAGAAGAUGAAGCUAUAGCCAAUCAACAGGCAAUUGAAGCUCAGUCUUUAAAGGAAGAGUGUGAAGCUGAUCUUGCUGAGGCUAUUCCAGCUUUAGAAUCUGCCUUAGCUGCUCUUAACACUUUAAAGCCAGCUGAUGUUACUGUAGUCAAGUCUAUGAAGAACCCUCCAAGUGCAGUAAAACUGGUGAUGGCUGCUGUAUGUGUGAUGAGGGACAUUAAGCCAGAGAAAAUUAAUGACCCAGCAGGCUCAAGUCAAAAGAUUCUGGAUUAUUGGGGACCAUCCAAAAAGCUACUGGGAGACAUGAAUUUUUUGUCCCAGUUAAAGGAAUAUGAUAAAGACAAUAUAGCUCCUCACAUAAUGGCUAAGAUUCGUAAGGAGUUCAUAACCUCUUCAGAUUUUAAUCCAGCUGUUGUUGUCAAGGCUUCAUCAGCAGCUGAAGGUUUAUGUAGGUGGGUUAUUGCUAUGGAACUGUAUGAUAGGGUUGCCAAGCUUGUAGCUCCUAAAAAAGAAAAGUUAGCUGAAGCAGAGGAACAGUUAGUGACAACAAUGGCAUUAUUGGAGACUAAAAGAGAUGAACUUAAAGCUAUUGAAGAUCGACUAGCUUCACUAAAACAACAGUUUAAAGAAAUGUCAGAACGCAAACAGCAACUAGAGGUUCAAGUCGACCUUUGUGCUAAAAAACUGGACCGUGCCCAAAAGCUGAUUGGAGGUCUUGGUGGAGAGCGAGAUAGGUGGUCUUUUGAAGCUGAAAGAUUGAAGACAGUUUACGACAACUUAUCGGGAGAUGUUAUUUUGGCUUCUGGAGUUAUUGCCUAUUUGGGACCUUAUACAGCUUCUUAUAGAAAUGAUUGUGUUCAAGAUUGGGUUGAGUAUUGUCUGGCCAAAGGAAUUCCCUGUUCAGCUGAUUUUUCUGUCAGUCAGACUUUAGGAAAUCCUGUAAAGAUACAGUCAUGGACUAUUGCAGGACUUCCUUUGGACAGUUUUUCCAUUGACAAUGGUGUCAUUGUAGACAAAAGUAGAAGAUGGCCAUUAAUGAUUGACCCUCAAGGUCAAGCCAAUAAAUGGGUCAAGAAUAUGGAAAAAGAAAAUGGACUAAUUGUUAUUAAGCUUGAAGACAAUGAUUUUCUACGUAAUCUUGAGAACUGCCUGCAAUUUGGUCAACCAGUGCUGUUGGAGAACAUAGAAGAAGAGUUGGACCCAUCUUUAGAAUCAGUCUUGUUGAAACAGACUUUUAAACAAGGUGGUGUUGAGAUGAUAAAGCUAGGUGAUGCAACUGUAGAGUUCAACCAAGACUUUAAAUUGUAUAUCACUACCAAGUUAAGAAAUCCCCAUUACCUUCCUGAACUUGCAACAAAGGUAUCACUCCUUAAUUUCAUGAUCACUCCUGAGGGUCUGGAAGAUCAACUACUAAGUAUUGUUGUUGCUCAAGAAAGACCUGACCUUGAGGAAGAAAGGCAAGCUCUAAUCCUUCAGACAGCUGCCAAUACAAAAGAAUUAAAAGAACUGGAAGAUAAAAUUUUACACACUCUCUCAUCAUCUGAAGGUAACAUCUUAGAAGAUGAGACUGCUAUCCAUGUUUUGGAUUCAUCAAAACUUUUAGCUGAUGAAGUGUCUCGCAAACAAAAGAUAGCAGAAGAGACAGAGAAAAAGAUUGAGACAUCCAGGUUAGAGUAUCGACUAAUUGCCAAACACUCUUCCACUUUAUUUUUCUCAACAACAGACCUUCCAAAUGUAGAUCCAAUGUACCAGUACUCCUUGACAUGGUUUGUUAAUCUGUUCAUGAAUUCCAUUGAAAAUAGCAACAAAUCCAAGGUUCUAGAACGACGACUGAGAUACUUGAAUGACCAUUUCACCUAUAGUCUCUACAUCAAUGUCUGCAGAUCAUUAUUUGAAAAGGACAAACUUAUCUUUUCCUUCCUCCUUUGCUGCAACCUACUUAUGGCCAAGAAAGAGCUAAAUCCACAGCAUUUGCAGUUUUUCUUAACGGGAGGUUUAGGUCUUGAAAACAAAUUACCUAAUCCUGCUACUGACUGGCUACCUGUGAAGUGCUGGGAUGAACUGUGCCGACUCUCUGACAUCGCCCCUUUUAGUGGACUUAGUAUGGAUCUCAUGACAUCUACAGCUAAGUGGAAAGAAUUUUACAACCAAAAAGAACCACAUAAUUCUGAAUUGCCUGAUCCCUGGAAAGAUAGGUUAUCAGAUUUCCAAAGCAUGAUGGUUCUUAGGUGUCUCCAUCCUGAUAAGAUUGUUCCUAGGGUAUUUAGAUUUGUGAGUUCUAACCUUGGACAAAAGUUUGUCCAGCCUCCUCCUUUUGACCUUUCUCAAAGUUACGGUGACUCUGGCUCCUGCAUUCCACUUCUUUUCAUCUUGUGUCCUGGAGCUGAUCCUAUGACUGCUCUUUUGAAGUUUACUGAUGACUCAGGAUUUGGUGGUGAUAAAUUUGAGGCUAUUUCUCUUGGUCAAGGGCAGGGUCCAGUUGCACAAAAAAUGAUUGAAAGAGCUAGAGUUAAUGGAUCUUGGGUGGCACUACAAAACUGCCACCUGGCAGUGUCAUGGAUGCCAAUAUUAGAAAGAAUCUGUGAAGAAUUGUCACCUGAAAACACUCACCCUGACUUCAGAUUGUGGUUAACUAGCUAUCCUUCUUCAAAGUUCCCUGUGUCAAUUCUUCAAAAUAGUGUCAAAAUGACCAAUGAGCCCCCAACAGGUUUAAGACAGAAUUUGCUUCAGUCUUACACUAGUGAUCCUAUAUCUGAUCCAGCUUUUUUCUCUGGAUGUCCAGGAAAAGAAGUAGUGUUUGAAAAGCUUCUUUUCAGUUUGUGUUUCUUUCAUGCUCUGGUCCAAGAACGAAGAAAGUUUGGUCCACAAGGUUGGAACACACCCUAUGAAUUCAAUGAAUCUGAUCUCAGAAUAUCUGUGCUUCAGCUUCAGAUGUACCUCAAUGAGCAGGAGACAGUUCCUUAUGAGGCCAUCUCCUACCUAGUAGGAGAGUGUAACUAUGGAGGACGUGUUACAGAUGACUGGGACCGAUUACGCUUGACAACACUUUUGGAUGACUUCUGUAACCCACGAGUUGUGUCUGAACCAAAAUACAGGUUAUCUUCCAGUGGUGAGUACUAUAUCCCAACAAAAGGUAGCUAUCAGGAUUACAUCAGUUUUAUCAAGAACUUACCCCAGAGCCAAGCACCUGAGGCUUUUGGUAUGCACGACAAUGUAGACAUAUCCAGAGAACUACAGGAGACUAAACAACUAUUUGAUUCAAUCUUAUUAACUCAGGGCCACAAAACUGGUGUAGGAGAAGGUUCUUCUGAGGGUCAGUUGUUGGAGAUAGCAACUGAUAUUCUGUCAAAGCUUCCUGCAGUUUUUGAUCUUAUUAAAGCAACUGAGAAGUUCCCAAUAACCUAUGCUGAUAGUAUGAACACCGUUCUAGUCCAGGAGAUGGAACGGUUUAAUAGGCUACUACACUUGAUUUGCACCAGUUUGCAUAAUCUCCAAAAAGCUGUGAAGGGUUUGGAAGUGAUGUCACCUGAACUGGAAGAUUUAGCACAUAGUCUUCUAAUGGGACGAGUUCCCAAACUAUGGUUAGCAAGAUCUUAUCCAACACUGAAACCACUUGGAAGUUUUAUCAAUGAUUUUUUAGAACGUCUCAACUUUCUCCAGAAAUGGUAUGAAGAAGGAAAACCUUCAGUCUUUUGGCUGUCUGGGUUCUACUUUACUCAAGGUUUUUUAACAGGAGCUGUCCAGAACUAUGCAAGAAAAUAUGCUAUUCCUAUUGAUAUACUAGGCUUUGACUUUGAGAUUUUAAACAAGGACAAUUAUGCUGAACCCCCUGAAGAUGGAGCAUACAUUAAUGGUCUUUUUCUGGAUGGAGCAAGAUGGGAUCAAGAUCUAUGUCAAUUAGAGGAGCAGUUUCCCAAAGUGUUAUGGAGUCAAAUGCCUGUUAUCUGGCUUAAGCCAACUCCAAAAAAUAAUAUUCAUGACAAAGGAAGAUACAAAUGUCCUUUGUAUAAGACAAGUGAACGAAAAGGAACCUUGUCUACAACUGGUCAUUCUACUAACUUUGUAUUACCUAUCCUUCUACCUACACAACUACCCCCUCAACAUUGGAUCAGACGAGGUGCUGCACUACUAUGUCAACUAGACAGCUAAAAAAUUUCAGUUUAAAAAUAUAAAAUUCAUUGCCAUAGAAGAACCAAAGUUUUUCUUGAAGUCUAUCUUUUAAUUUGAUAUAUGUUUGUUUAAAUAUUCAUAUAACUUAUAGCUAAUAUGUUCACUUGUAAAAAUACAAGAACGGAAGUAUAAAGAUUAUUCAUACUUUUUUAUGAUUUCUUAAAUAGUUGAUUUUCAUACUAUUGAUACUUUAUAGAGUAUCCUCAGAAAUAAUGAUCCAACAAUCAUUAAAGGCAGUGAACUUUCUUGGGUACACAAAAACAAAACUGUAUUUUCUGGUGAAAUUACAACUCUGAGAUUUAUCUGUUGUUGGAUUUAUAAAAGUAUAGAAACACUUGGUACUAACUGUAAAAUGAGCUAGGGUCCCUUGUGAUAUGCUUGUUGCCAGUUUAAGUUUGUAUUUAUCAUCCAAUUAAGGGUGGUUAACAAUGGUUAUUUUAUUAAUAUUAGCAUUAAGUUUAAAUAACCAAAUUAAAUAUAUAUAUAGCUACACAUUUGGGCAUUGAGGAACAGUGAUGAAAUGAAGAUAGACAUAUUUGAGUAUGGAGCUGUAGGAAAUCAACCACAUUUUCACAUAUAUAAUUUAAAGAUAAUAAGGUACCUUUUGGUCCAUCUAGGCCAUCCACUAAAC